GGGACACCGUAGUAUCUCGCUCUACUCCAAGAGUUCUCUCUCUCUCUCUCUCUCUGUGCGGCAGUUAAGUUUGAGACUUUCAGUUUCCCCUCCAUUUAUGGCAACGUUCCUCGAAAUUGUAUAUUAUUUCUCUGGAAGAAAAGCCCUAACAGCCUCCAUUGGCCACUCUUUCUCUCUCUCUCUCUGUUUACUUUGACAAAAUCUACCCGUAGUUGAAGUUGAAGUUCAUUCUCAUGUCAUGUGUGGCGUUAAAUUGACCCUAAACAAGAAUGCUUUGAUCAAUCAAUCUGCUUAUCGUUCAAUCCUUCACUAGUAAGCUAAAGCUAUGAGCGAUUCUCAGACCUCUUUCUCCGACUCUGACUCUGCCUCCGUCGGCGCCAUCGAUCAGAAUGUAAGGAGGACUCAAAGAAGUGGCAGCGGUAGUCAAACCUUGGCUCCUGACUUACCGCGGCGGUGGCAUGAUGUUUUCUGGUUAGGGAUCUUCUUGCUUCAUUUGAUCGGAUUAGGACUUGCUCUUGCAGUUCUUGGGCUUAAUAGGUUCAAGAAAUCAGAUAGGUUUAAUAUUGAUAGAUUCACCCCUGGCGCAUCGGGAAAUAAUAGCGGUUUGACUGAGGAUUAUUGGCCAAUGCAUGCUCUUGCUGGAGGAGUUGGAACUGUACUUGGAUGGACUUGGUUGUUGUUGCUUGGUUCUCGUGCAAAUCAGAUGAUGAAGAUCUCAGUCCAUAUUUUGACUACUUAUCUUGCUGUGAUCAGUGUCUUGUGUUUCUGGUGUGAGCAGUUUUUCUGGGGUGUUGCAUUUGCAAUUGGUGCUGCAUUGCAAUUUUUGUAUGUCAUAUCUGUCAUAGAUAGACUUCCAUUUACCAUGUUGGUGCUGCAAAAAGCUGUGAACAUGGUAUGGAGUCUUCCUGAAGUUAUGAGAGUUGCAUAUGCAUUCAUGCUAGUUAUGCUUCUAUGGAUGGGAAUAUGGUCUUUUGGAGCAGCAGGCGUUGUGGCUUCAAGUAUGGAGGAUGGUGGACGCUGGUGGCUUCUUGUGGUUCUCUCAGUAAGCUUAUUCUGGACGGGUGCAGUCCUCUGUAACACUGUACAUGUUAUAGUAUCUGGGAUGGUGUUUCUUGUUCUUAUUCAUGGUGGUCGAGAAGCAGCAUCAAUGCCUCCUAAUACGUUGGUGAAGUCUCUAAGGUAUGCUAUGACAACAUCUUUUGGCAGCAUUUGCUAUGGAUCACUGUUCACAGCUGCAAUUAGGACAUUGCGGUGGGAGAUCAGGGGAUUGCGGUCAAAGAUAGGCAGGAAUGAGUGCUUGCUUUGCUGUGUUGAUUUUAUGUUUCAUCUUGUGGAGACUCUUGUCCGGUUCUUUAACAAAUAUGCCUAUGUCCAGAUAGCUGUUUAUGGAAAAAGUUUUAACCAUUCAGCAAGGGAUGCCUGGGAAUUAUUCCAAUCAACUGGAGUUGAAGCACUUGUGGCCUAUGAUUGUUCAGGUGCUGUUCUGCUGAUGGGAACACUUUUGAGUGGACUAAUCACGGGAACAUGCUCAGCUGUUUGGACUUAUAUCAAGUGGAGUGACAGAGUAAUCAUGAUAGGAUCCACUGCAAUGUUGAUGGGAAUGGUCUUGGUUGGAGUAGCCAUGGUUGUAGUUGAGAGUGCUGUUACAUCCAUAUAUAUCUGCUAUGCGGAAGACCCAUUGUUGAUUCGCAGAUGGGAUGCUGAAUUCUUCGACCAAUUGUCUGAGACCCUGCACCAGCGUCUUCAAUAUAGGAGUGACCGAGCAAGGCAAGUAUUGACCCAGAAUCGAUUUGAUAGUCACAUGCAAGAAACUAUUACUGUAUGAUUACUUUAGAAUAUACACACUGAAAUUUACUGCGCUUAAGUCAACUUGUAUUUAGUUUGGACUUCUUGUGGACUCCAUUACAAAGAAAUGAAAAUCAUAGAUCACAAUUCUGUUUGAA
Messenger RNA from Hevea brasiliensis (rubber tree), 1943 nucleotides. RefSeq lists its product as uncharacterized. Bases 326 to 1825 code for a protein of 499 amino acids. The transcript is spliced from 7 exons. Lineage: Eukaryota; Viridiplantae; Streptophyta; Magnoliopsida; Malpighiales; Euphorbiaceae. The record is from RefSeq and is a predicted model, not a curated record. Gene Ontology annotation, cellular component: membrane. Gene Ontology annotation, biological process: transmembrane transport. Gene Ontology annotation, molecular function: transmembrane transporter activity.